CGUUCAGCUGCUCGCUCUGCUCUUCAUCUCCACGGCGACUCUCGAGCCGCUGCAGAAGAGGAAGAAGAAGGAGGAAGAGGAGGAGGAAGAUGGGAGAAUGGUUGGACAGAAAGGGAAGGAGGGGACGGAGUGUAAGUAUGACCGGAUGUUCAGGAGGGGAGACCUGCUGGAAGUUUCUCGGACUCUGUUCACACACUUCGGGAUUUACCUGGGUGGGGGCAGAGUAGCUCACUUCAUCCCGGACAUCCUGCCCGUCGUUUCCAGCAACCAGGUCCGAAUCAAACAGAUGGUCACCAACACCAGACUCAUACUGGGAGUAAUCGCCAAGUGCGGCAGUGUGAGGGUGGACUCGGUGGAGGACUUCGCCUACGGAGCGGAGAUCCUGGUCAACCCCAUGGACAAGAUGUGCAGCUGUGUGGCGCUGCAGGGGGAAGAAGUGGCCCAGAGGGCAGAGAGGCUGCUGGGAGACAUGGCCUACAGCCUGCUGUGGUACAACUGCGAACACUUUGUCAUGUACUGCCGAUACGGCACCGUCAUGAGCUUCCAGACCUUCCAGUUCUGUAAAACAGUCAGGAAGCUGCUGCUGAGUCGGCGCGUUGCCAAGGUGACGGCGAUGCUGGCGAUGUGUUUGCUGGCGUACCUGCGAGCUGUGAGCACCUGGUCUGUCCUGCUGGCCGUCCUGCUGCCGUUCCUCAUCUGGAUGGCCUCCUGAACAGAUUCACACUGCAACAAACACCUAAAUUAUCAAAAGUGGAGAGUCUUAUCUUUUUUUCUAAUUAGUGAUUCAUGAAGAGGAAUUGAUAAAAGAAAACCUCAG
Melanotaenia boesemani (Boeseman's rainbowfish) is the source of this 817-nucleotide messenger RNA. It is a transcript of the gene lratb.2, whose product is annotated as lecithin retinol acyltransferase b, tandem duplicate 2. The record is from RefSeq and is a predicted model, not a curated record. The transcript is spliced from 6 exons. Bases 98 to 712 code for a protein of 204 amino acids. Gene Ontology annotation, biological process: retinol metabolic process. Lineage: Eukaryota; Metazoa; Chordata; Actinopteri; Atheriniformes; Melanotaeniidae. Gene Ontology annotation, molecular function: phosphatidylcholine-retinol O-acyltransferase activity.